AUGUAUUUUGUAAGAGCUGAAUAAAAAUAAUUGGAGGUAAAUUUUAAAUAUAUAACAAUGAAUAUAUAUGUAAACCAGGUUUCGAUGAUGAUGGAAUUAAUAUCUUAUGUCUACCUGUAUGUGGUGAUUUAAUAAUAGUUGAUGGAGAAGAUUGUGAUGAUGGUAAUCAUAAUCCUUAUGAUGAAUGUUAUAAUUGUCAAUUUUAUUGUGAUUAAAUUUGUAAUGAUUACUUUUAAGGAUUUUGUUUUUAAUUGCAAAAAAGGGCUCGAAAUAAUAGAUAUUAAUCAAUGCAUUUCAAUUUUUGGUGAUAAUCUAUUAGUAAAAUCAGAGGAAUGUGAAAGAUAAUAAUUAGAUUUCUAAUGA
Molecule: messenger RNA, 363 nt
Organism: Paramecium primaurelia
Lineage: Eukaryota; Ciliophora; Oligohymenophorea; Peniculida; Parameciidae
Source: the annotation of a GenBank genome assembly